Molecule: messenger RNA, 542 nt
Organism: Staurois parvus
Lineage: Eukaryota; Metazoa; Chordata; Amphibia; Anura; Ranidae
Source: the annotation of a GenBank genome assembly
CAGGAGAUGACCAGAGGCUGCGGACAUACUACAGGAGAUGACCAGAGGCUGCGGACAUACUACAGGAGAUGACCAGAGGCUGCGGACAUACUACAGGAGAUGACCAGAGGCUGCGGACAUACUACAGGAGAUGACCAGAGGCUGCGGACAUACUACAGGAGAUGACCAGAGGCUGGGGACACAGUACAGGAGAUGACCAGAGGCUGCGGACACAGUACAGGAGAUGACCCGGAGGCUGCGGACACAGUACAGGAGAUGACCGGAGGCUGCGGACACAGUACAGGAGACGACCGGAGGCUGCGGACACAGUACAGGAGACGACCGGAGGCUGCGGACACAGUACAGGAGUUGACCGGAGGCUGCGGACACAGUACAGGAGAUGACCGGAGGCUGCGGACACAGUACAGGAGGUGACCGGAGGCUGCAGACACAGUACAGGAGGUGACCGGAGACGGAGACUGCGGACACAGUACAGGAGAUGACCGGAGACUGCGGAACACCAGAAUUGGCAGUGGCAAGAUAGACUACAUGGGGAGCAGUGG